Messenger RNA from Baudoinia panamericana UAMH 10762, 1620 nucleotides. RefSeq lists its product as uncharacterized. The record is from RefSeq and is a predicted model, not a curated record. The transcript is spliced from 2 exons. Gene Ontology annotation, molecular function: endonuclease activity. Bases 271 to 1560 code for a protein of 429 amino acids. Gene Ontology annotation, cellular component: Las1 complex; preribosome, large subunit precursor. Lineage: Eukaryota; Fungi; Ascomycota; Dothideomycetes; Mycosphaerellales; Teratosphaeriaceae. Gene Ontology annotation, biological process: maturation of LSU-rRNA; maturation of 5.8S rRNA.
GGAUAAAUGGGAUGCGACCGUUGCUUAAUCCGUGAUACGCUGAUAAGAAUUGACGUUACAACCCUCGGCUUCCUGUUCACCACUUGCCAACGCGUUAGCUUUGCGUUUCCUGAGGAUAAGCGAGAUUCCGGGCGACAACUUCCUACCUCUGCCAUACAUCAGGCCGUCUAUAAUUAACGCGACGACGGCAGCACGCGUUCUGGGGACCACUUGCAGCGGGAUUGGAGGGCGCAGAGCUGACGUCUAGUCAACGUUUGGUCGGAGCAAGCAAUGGUGCAAUAUGCCGUGACGCCGUGGAGGCAGCAUCAUGACCUACUGGCUGUUCGGGCCCAACUGUACAGCACCGAUGACAAUGAGUCUCUCGACGUAACAGCAGAUAUAGCCAUUCUAGACCAGGCUCGUAAGCGUGCCGUUGAUCGAGUCCAUGCCUGGAAAAUGCGCGGCAACCUGCCCCAUGCUGUCGAGUCCACUGCACUACUUGUCGACGCCAUCCUACAUUACCGCCAGGGCAAUGCCCAACCUUCACAAUUCGCCAUUCGAGCAGUCUACACAGCAGCCUUCACCCGCUUUGUUACCGGCUUCUGCGACAUUGGACGAGCGCGCGAGAACCGGCUAGAUCCGCGCAGUAUGCUCCAGAUCGCACAGCAGAUUGGCAUGCCGUUGCAUUUUGUCGCGCUUAGACAUGAAGCGACGCACGAGGAGUUGCCGUCGUUGCCUAGACUUGUGGCAACGACCCAGGAGGCUUUGGACUGGUUAUGGAACAUGUAUUGGACCAAGUUGGAGGAGCUUGCCGAUAGUGGCGAGGGUGUGAGGGACGCAGGCAAAAGCGCUUCAAGGGAAGAAGCGAGACGGCUUCUCAAGGCGUUCCGAGCUGCGAGGAAGGAAGCUCUCAAGCACAAGAAAGCGCAAUCUUCGGACCAUUUGGCGGAGGUCGACGCAUUCUGCAAACAAUUCCGAAUGUUGUGCGAUACGAGUGAAACACGAACGGGCAUUGUCGCAGGCGUAUUAGUCAACGAGAAGCUCUUGUUCCCCUCGUCAAGAGAGCUGGGGUCUUCGAUGUCAGGUGCGUUCAUUAUGUGGGAUGAUUUCCUUCGAGCAAUCGACGAAGACCGAGGAGCCUUCAUUCCCGCGGUGAUCCGGCAGCUGCUGGACAAGUUAACAACCACUGAUACGUUGCUCCAACCGAAGGACGAUCCAGGCAGCGAAGCGUAUUGCCUGUGGCUUAUGCAUCUUUUGAACACGAGCGCGCAGGGUGUCCGAAAUGAUGCCAUGAGAUUGUGCUGUUUGUAUCCGGGGCACUGGACCCACCGUCUGGGACAGCACUUGCUGGUCCACGGAGAUACGUCGUUCGUAGAAGACUGGCAAGACUUCUUCAUGGUCAGCGUGCUGGAUCUCGAUGAGCACCUAAAAGCGCAGCUUUCACCGGAUGAUCGGGGAAUUGAGUAUACCUCGACCACCAAUGCAAGCAUGAAAAACGGACCGAAUGCGGAUGACAGCUUGGGUGGCGGCUGGAGGCGGGCUUUGCUGCCACCACAAGUGCCAAUUGGUGUGGUGUCGUAGUACAUGUGCUUCGAAGCACCAUUGCACGUGCACUCGCUGCUCCAGUGCCGGAUUGUCCUA